UCAUUUUCCUCCCUCUGCUUUCCCUCCACUCAACCACUUCAUCUGCCCUUUUUUUCUCCCCCUUUUAAACUUUUCUUUUUAGAUAUCAAGAAAUAAAGUUAUGGCAGAACAAGAAACAGCGCUAAGCGACAAGCAAAAGAAAGAGAUCGCCAAAUGGUUCCUCCUCAACGCCCCGGCUGGCGAAAUCCAAUACGUCGCCAAAGAUCUAAAAUCGGUUUUGAAGGAUGACGGUGUGUACGAUGAAGCGGCAUCGGAGGCAUUUCCUGUUUACAACAAAUCUCACAUGAUUUGCCUCGAAAUGCCUGGUAGAUUUGGCGAUGUUCUGGUUACACAGUAUGGGGAGCUUGGGGAUAAUGAGUAUCUAGACCCCAAGACUACCCAAGUUGCCAUUGUUGAUCAUGUCAAACAGGUUUGUAAAGAGGUUAGACCUGCCACCGACGAGGAGCUUCCCUCUCCAUAUAUUGAGGAAUACCGAUGUGCUCUGGAAGCAGAAAUGCUGAAGUAUGUUGGCGAAGCUUAUCCAAAAGGUUCAUUUUCAGUUUACUGUGUUAAUGGAAAAGAUGUGGAGGGACCUGGAUCUGAUUUUGAGCUUGUUGUAGUGAUUUCUGCCGCUAGACUCAGCCCACAAAAUUUCUGUAAUGGAAGUUGGCGGUCAAUAUGGAACAUUGAAUUCAGAGAUGAUGUUCAAGUUCUGGAAUUAAAAGGCAAAUUUCAGGUGGGUGCACACUAUUUUGAAGAGGGAAAUGUGCAAUUAGAUGCAAAACAUGAAUGUAGAGAUUCUACAAUGUUUCAGUCCCCUGAUGAUAGUGCAAUUGCCAUAGAAAGCGUAAUUCGCCACCACGAGACAGAGUACCUGGCAUCUCUUGAGGCAUCCUAUUUGAAUUUACCAGAUACCACUUUCAAGGAUCUUCGGAGGAAACUUCCAGUUACUCGGACCUUAUUUCCAUGGCAUGGCACUUCACAAUUCAGCCUGACAAGAGAGAUAGCAAAAGAACUCGGGAUCGGGAAGUAACUACUAUACCAUACCCCAAAGGCUCCAGUCAUUGGUCUGCUGCAUCUAUGUUUUCUUUCGGUUUUGAGACGAGUCUUUUACAACUUCUCUUCGCCUCCAAUCACCUUGAUUUACAGUUACCUGUUAUUUGGUGUGAUGUGUGCUAUAUAAUCGUUUAUUUACAGGCCAUGUCUAGCCAUUCUUGUUGUACGAUGCUUUGUUGUAUGUUUUGAGCCACUUAUGUGGAUGCGUAUUGACUGAGAUAUUGGUAAAUUUUCAAUGAACAAACCUUUUCCA
Molecule: messenger RNA, 1288 nt
Organism: Hibiscus syriacus
Lineage: Eukaryota; Viridiplantae; Streptophyta; Magnoliopsida; Malvales; Malvaceae
Product: F-actin-capping protein subunit alpha-like
Exons: 10
Coding region: 101-1012 (303 amino acids)
Biological process (GO): barbed-end actin filament capping; actin cytoskeleton organization
Cellular component (GO): F-actin capping protein complex; actin cortical patch
Molecular function (GO): actin filament binding
Source: RefSeq, a predicted model, not a curated record